Messenger RNA from Symbiodinium sp. CCMP2592, 2046 nucleotides. The record is from the annotation of a GenBank genome assembly. Lineage: Eukaryota; Dinophyceae; Suessiales; Symbiodiniaceae.
AUGUCGUCCGCGCAGAAGAGUGAUGCAAAUGACUUACGAGCAGUGCAGAACGCAUUCCAGAACAUGAAGGUGGAGCCGACCAAGAGCACCGACGAGACGACCAAGAAGUCUUACACGUACAAUGCCGAGCGCGUGCUGGGCAGCGGCUCCUUCGGUGUCGUGUACCAGGCCGUUGUGGUUGAAACAGGUGAGUCGGUCGCCAUCAAGAAGGUCUUCCAGGACAAGAGGUACAAGAACCGCGAGCUGCAGAUCAUGAAGGAACUUCGACACCCCAAUGUCGUGGAGCUGAAGCAUGCCUUCUAUACCUCUGGCGAGAAGCCUGGUGAGACUUACCUGAACGUGGUGAUGGAGUACUGCUCCGACACCGUCUAUCGAGUCAUGAAGCAUUACACGAAGAUGAAGCAGCCAGUGCCUCACAUCUUCGUUCAGCUCUACUCCUACCAGAUGGCUCGUGCCUGCGCAUAUAUCCACGCCGUUGGAAUAUGCCACCGGGACAUCAAGCCUCAAAACCUUCUGGUGGACGGUCACACGCAUGCCCUCAAAGUGUGCGACUUCGGCUCAGCAAAACCUCUAGUGAAGGGAGAGCCCAACGUCGCAUACAUUUGCUCGCGCUACUACCGAGCGCCCGAGUUGAUUUUCGGUGCCACAGACUAUGGAUUCGUGAUCGACAUCUGGUCGAUGGCUUGUGUGUCAGCUGAGUUGAUCCUGGGCCAUCCCAUCUUCCCAGGGGAGAGCGGUGUCGAUCAGCUCGUGGAGAUCAUCAAGGUGCUGGGCACUCCGACGAGAGAGGAGCUCAUGGCAAUGAACCCCAACUACACGGAGCUCUUGUCGGGUGCAAUGGAGCAGCUGCAGGCACUACAGCGGAAGAGCGCCUUUCUCCGGAUACUCCAGGAGACCUGGGCUGACGCGUCGAAGCCGGAGCAGGAGCUCUUGGCAGAGACCCUUCAAGCCGUCAUCCUGGCUCUGCAGAGUGCUUUCGGGUCGGAAACAACCUUGCAGCGGCUUGGCCUUCUCGGCCGAUUCUUUAACCUUGUUGGGGAGCCCAACCUGAGCAAUCUCGUGUCUUUGUGCUCAGAAACUGCGAAGCUCUCCGAAGCAGGAAGGAUUCAUGACCAGAAACGCCAAUGCGAUGUGUCGAUCGAAGGCGUAGACUUGGCACAGUCGGCUCUGGAGGAUUUCGUCAAUUCUUACUACAUGUUCCACGGCUUGAACUCGGAGAGCACUCGAGAUGUUCUGAAGUACCUUCCCGUCCUCGGAUUUGUGGAGAGCCACAUCUACGGUCUAGACCAGGCCAACGAGGACAGUUUGCUUCCGCGAGAGGGGCAUUUGCCAACACCUCGGGAAGCUGAUCCGUCCGUGGAGGACCCCUUCGGGCCUUUGCGAGGAAUCCUGCGAGAACGGCAAUGGCUCACGGAACGGCUGGACCGGGAGUUAGACGAAGGCGCCCGAUUCUGGGCCUUAGAGCGAAAGCUUUGCACCGUACUCGCCACACCAAAAGCUCAGCGAGAACAGAAUUCGAUCAACCGCUGCGAUGUGGAAGAAGCUCUGCGCUUGAAGUCUUUCGAUUAUCGUACCAUGAACCUUUUGCUCUAUAUCAUGAGAGGUGAGGAGCCAAACGAGGAACAUAUGAACUUUCUGGCAACAUCUGAGAUUCUUGUGGAGAUUGGGGAUGACCUUGUGGACUACUUUGACGAUGUUGAGAGAAACUCCUUCAACUUGUACCGGUGCUUUCUGGCGAUGUUCAAGUUUCCGCAGAUCAAGCCCCACCCGUGGCACAAGGUCUUUCGGGCCCGAACUUCGGCAGAUGCCGUCGACUACAUCUCGAAGCUCUUGGUUUACGACCCGAAAAUGCGGCCAUCUGGGCUUCAGUGCUGUACCCAUGCGCUCUUCGAUGACCUCCGUGACCAGAACACACGCAUCAGCAGCACCAAGCCCUUGCCGGAGCACUUGUUCGCUUUUGCGAAGGAAGAGGUUGCGUUGAUGGAUCCUGAACUACGACGAAAACUCAUCCCAGCCUGGGCAGAGGCCCAGAAACCCUCUCAAUGA